AAUGCUGAUAAAAUUAAACUAAGAGUUGCUUCGAAGAAGUGGCCGUAGGUGUUGAGAUUGAGGCGUCGAGCCUAAGCUAUGAUGCAAGAUUCGCAGCAUCUUAAUAUCCUGCCGUGCAGGGGAAACUAUAUAGGAGAAAUAACCAGUCAAACGCAGAUGACACGGUAAUCAUUCGGCAUCAAAUCGAGCUAAAGUCCUGUAGUGACGCGACAAGCGAGUUCAGAACAACCUGAGCUUCGAAGUUGACCCACGGGUCGGUCUGCUCCUCCGUUUCCCACGUUGCCGCCUGUAGCUUCUUCCUCUCCCCACGGGCCACGGCGACGCGCCACCGUCUCCCUACCGUCCGCCGGGUCCAAAGUCUCCCCUCCAUACAAGCUACUAGAAUAGUUGAAAAACCCGGGCCUCCUCAACCGCAAGUUCCCGGUGCGAGCUCCAGCCUCCAGGAAGCGAGGAGGAGCCAGCCGCGGCAGAGACGCUCUAUCUAUCGGUCGAUGGAGGUGGCGGUGGCGGUGGAGGUGGUGGAGGAGAACAAUAGGAAGGUGUUCGUCGUGGUGCCGGCGGAGCGCAGGGCGGGGCGGUCGACGCUUUCGUGGGCUCUCGGCCAUCUCUGCGGCGGAGCCACCACGGUCGUCGUCACGCACGUGCACGUCCAGCCGCAGAUGAUCCCCGUCAUGGGAGCCAAGUUCCAUGCCAGCAAGCUGAGCUCGGAGCAGGUGAGCUCGUUCAGAAGGAUGGAGCGCGACAAGGCGGACAGGAUGCUGGACGACUACGUCCAUCAGUGCCGGAAAACCAAGGUGAGAUGUGAGAAGCUGGUGGUCGAGAAGGAAGAUGUCGCGUCCGGCCUCGUCGAGCUCAUUGGCCUGCGCGGAAUCACCGAGCUGGUAGUUUCGGCUGCUGCGGACCGGCAGUACUCGACAAAACUGGACAGACCUGUCUGCAGGACAGCAGCAGCGAUAAUGCAGAGAGCUGAUCCAUCGUGCAAGAUCUGGUUCGUCUGCAAGGAGCAGUUAAUCUGCACCAGGGAAACCAAAGUACAGAUUGCACCAUCUGCUGUCACUGCACCGUUGCUCCCUAAUCCUAGCCGUGAAGUCCUUCAUUUGUCAACUCACCAAGAAGAGGAUGAUGAUGACAUUGAGGUUGAAUUGGGGUUCUAUGACGAACUCAGGGAGGCAUGCAGAGCAGCCGAGGACCUGAUGAACAGAGCUCUGAACGAAUCCCACAGGCGCCAGAAGGCAGACGAAGAAGUGGCCUCAUGUCUCCAGAAGGCCAAAGAACACGAGGAGCUGUACCUGGCGGAGGUGAAGAAGAGGGAGGAGCUCGAAGCAGCCCUGGCGAGAGCAGAAAAAGAAAUUUCAGAGCUACGACAGGCAAGCCAGCAAAACACGACCGAGGAGGCGACGGCGACGAUAUCGGCCCUGGGACUGCAGAGCACGACCAAGGAGGAGCCGGAGGCGGCGCCCUGGCACUGCCAGUGCCAAUGCCAGAGCAAGCUGGCCGCGUCGUCUCCGUCGUCGGUCAUACCAUGGUCGCCUCGUGCCGACGAAGACGGGCUCACUUGCGAAGCCGGCGUGGUCGGGUGCUGCUGGCUCGACGGGAUGCCGUCGCCCGAAGGCGUCGCCCAACCGCUCGCGCGCCCCAGUUUUGGCCUCCGUGCCGCGGUCCAGGAAUACAUGAGGCAGCAGUCGCAGCAGCGGUGCCCGUUUCCUUAAAUCGCGUGCGUGCGCGCGCCUUGGUAGCUUCUCCUUAGAAUAUUCUUCGUCUUUCGUAUGCAGCGCUUGUAUAUAUAUACACGGACACUAGGCUUCUAGUUCGACAUUGGAGAAGUCAUACAAACGGAUGAAAGUAUUGCAAUAUUCAGUUCA
This is a messenger RNA of Hordeum vulgare subsp. vulgare (domesticated barley), 1862 nucleotides long. Its product is annotated as U-box domain-containing protein 33-like. The transcript is spliced from 7 exons. The record is from RefSeq and is a predicted model, not a curated record. Bases 492 to 1709 code for a protein of 405 amino acids. Lineage: Eukaryota; Viridiplantae; Streptophyta; Magnoliopsida; Poales; Poaceae.